ACGAAAAUUAUUUGAGCAAGCGGGAAUAUUUAGAUAAUAUUUUAUAUACCUUCUUUGCUAUGGGUUAUACUUCUGAUUUAGUUUUACGUUUCCUACGUAAUUAUUUUCCUUUAAAAGGUAUUCUGCUUGUACGUGCCUUUUUCGGACACUAUUUCAGUUUCAAAUGUCCCAAAAUAUACUUAAAGUUACAUAAAGUGUACUGCGUUGUCGUUACGUUGGUUUGCGUAAUAAUAAUAUUUAUUAUGACAAAUGAGUGGCGUAAAUGGGUCAUUUUCGAAUUAGUCAUUAUGACUUUGGCAUCUAUUUUGAUUGAAGGUGAUUGUUGUGGAAAAUUCCUCUCCUUCGUCGAGUGUACAGAUCACUCUUUUGGGCUCGGUCGUCGGAACUUGGCAAGUCCCAGGCUUUAUGCGGCUUUCUUUAUAAUCACAUCGAUAAGAUUAUACAUAGAUUAUAUAAACAUACAUGCUUUUUUCGUUAAUCCUGUGCUUUAUUCAGCUUUUACUUUCCUGUAUACGGGCUUGGAUUUAAAUCACUUGUUAAGAAUGAUUGUAUUUGACAUUUUGUAUGAAAGAGCAAAGCAUCUUCGUAAUCAUUUUGAAAGUAUUUGUAGUCGGGUUAACGGUGACGACAACAUGAUAUCUGAAGUAAAACGAGGGAUAUUAUUAUAUAAGGAGCUAAUUGGUAGUAUCACAGUGCUCGAAAAAAUCCAAGUGACGUAUUUAUUAGCUCUGGUGGCCCGCUUCGCUGCGAAUGUUGCAGACAUUCAUUUGAUACUUUGCGUGGAAAAAAGGGACGAGGUAUAACUAUCCGUCAUUCUAAUUAUUAUACAUGCCUUUACUUAAGUAUACCUAAGCUUAUCUAACUAUACACAAUUUACGAUUAUAAGCGUAUCUUGCUGUUUUAUACACACAUUAUUUUAAGUAAUGGGAGAGGACUAAAUUGCGUAUUACGGUAUUCAGAUUGUAAUGUCGCCCG
Cydia pomonella (codling moth) is the source of this 975-nucleotide messenger RNA. RefSeq lists its product as uncharacterized. The record is from RefSeq and is a predicted model, not a curated record. Bases 60 to 803 code for a protein of 247 amino acids. The transcript is spliced from 2 exons. Lineage: Eukaryota; Metazoa; Arthropoda; Insecta; Lepidoptera; Tortricidae.